AUAAAGUAAUAUUGAAACAAAAAUGCCAUGCACAAGACUUUGCAAGAAGCUGCAUGUAGGACCAUUCGGGCUCAAUCCUCCGGUGGGGCUAGCGGAAAGGUGAGGAGAUUGAACUCCGGCAGCAGAUCAUCGGUAAUGGCGACAAGCGACGGCGGGGGAGGAGAGAGAGGGAGAAGGAAAAGGAGGGCGUGGAGGCAACCGCGACACGAGCCGGGCUCUCCUCCAGUCGCAACUAGUGUGACUGCAACCACCACAGAGCCUCGUGCUUCUGCGAGUCGCGCGGUGGACACUGCAUCAACGAUCGUUGGUUCUGCAGCCCGCACAGCGGCGACAGAUACAUCUCAAUCUCUUGCCAGUGGAGCUCGCAGUCCGUGCUCGCUCACUGCGGGAGAAACAAAAGGCUUGACGAAGGAGGAGGAGAGACAAAGAGACGACGGGGCUGCACAACUACUUCCAGAGCCGUCGAAUGCAGGAGGAGAGAGACUGCAGGACUCCGUAGUGGAAAUAGAUGGAUCUGCAAUGGAAGGGGGGGGACAGGUACUGAGGAAUGUUGUAACCCUGGGCUGCCUUGUGCGACGGGCAGUGCGUGUGAUAAGGGUCAGAGGAGGACGCAGCAAACCAGGCCUGCGACCCCAGCAUCUGGCAGGACUGCGUCUGAUUGGUCAGCUGUGUGGCGGGAAACUGGCGGGAGAUGACGUGAACAGUACGAGGGUGGAAUUCUGGCCAGGUUCCGUACGGAAUGGAGACUACUCAGCCGACACUCAAACAGCAGGGUCAGUAACAGUAAAGAAAACUGAAGAAUUUUUUGCCAAACGCCAAAAAUUUAUGUCCAGGAGCACCACUCUUCUUUUGCAAGUGUCUCUGCCGUGUCUGCUGUUUGCCCCACCCACCUCCUCUUCCACGCUCACCCUCAGAGGAGGCACCAAUGCAGACAUGGCCCCGCCCAUUGAUUACAUCACCAAAGUUUUCAAACCGACCGUUGGGAAAUUUGGCAUCACUUUUGACUGCAAGCUGAAGAAAAGAGGGUUCUAUCCCAGAGGAGGCGGUGAGGUGGUUGUGAAGCCACACCCACUCGUAAACAUCACCCCGGCAACCAUCACGGAACCGGGACAAGUGGUUUCGGUCUCGAUCCAUUCCUUUGUGGCCGGAACGGCGCCUGAGAAGAUUGCACAGCAAAUGGCCCAAGCAGCCAGACAGCAGGUUGCAAAGCAGCUGCCCGGAGUUGCUAUAGAGACGAAGGUGGUUUGUGAGACUGCAAACACUGCGUUCGGAAACGGUCUCUGGCAUUAUGUGAGAAAGGAAACAAGUGUUGACAAUAAUUAACAGGGGCUCUCCCUCAGUGUGGUGGCUGAGACUAGCACCGGAUGUCUUCUCGGAGGAUCGGCCAAUGGGAAGAGAGAGGAGCCGCCGUACAAGAGUGGUCGUGCGGCUGCUGACGAGGUGAUCAAAGCAGUAAAACAGGGCGCAUGUGUGGAUGAACACAUGCAGGACCAGGUCAGAAAUAUUUAUUCCCUAGAACAUUUUUUUUAUUCCCCUGUGAAAUUUGGACUGGUUCGGUGAUUUUUGCUCUUGAAAGUAAAGUGAGGUCCUUGUCGUCCUCUCUGCAGCUGAUAGUGCUGAUGGCUCUGGCGAAGGGGAGAUCAGUGGUCCGAACAGGUCCUCUCUCCCUUCACACCAAGACUGCCAUCCACAUCGCUAGGACCCUCACACCAGCAAUUUUCAAUGUAAGAAAGUUGGAUGGUGGUGCUCAUUUAAUAGAAUGUGACGGCAUGGGUCUGCAAAGCAACUUCUGCAAAUAGCAUCUAAAUUAUCAUUUCAUCUGUAUUAAUUUGUGUACAUCAAAGCACAUGACAAUGAAAAUCACUACACAAAAAUGAAGAUAAAUGAUGGAAAAAGUUGGAAUAGCUAAAGAUCGACAAACAGUCACUAGUAGCGAGAACAAGAUUCGAGCGUUAAUGAUGAUAGCGAUGAUGAUAUAAUUAAUAUGACUCUGAUAUGAAGAAUGAGUAUAGAUCAGCGGACAUCAAUCACAGGGUAAACGAGAGGGAGAGAGAGGCUACUGCGAUCAAUCACCGAAUACCGAAUGAAAGUGGACAUGUCGAGUGGCGAGUUUGGCUCUUUGAGAGAUCGAGACUUGUAGAAGACGUUCCAGAAUCUCAGAGUCUCGUCCCCGGCACCAGUUACUAUUGUUUGACCGUCUGGAGACAUGGCCUGAGGGAGACACAGAGCCCACGUCGUUAAUAUAUAUAUACCUUUCAAUCACAGUUGGCUAACAGGUCGAAAAGGCAAAUCUUCAGGUACAAAUGGAGAAAGAGAGGAGAGGUAGACAGGUUUGCAAGAAAGGAGAAAGGGUGGACGACAUUUGCAACAGUUUCAGGGAAAGAGAGGGAG
Messenger RNA from Geodia barretti, 2391 nucleotides. The record is from the annotation of a GenBank genome assembly. Lineage: Eukaryota; Metazoa; Porifera; Demospongiae; Tetractinellida; Geodiidae.